AUGUCUACCUGGCAGGUGUUCUCCGACGAAAGAAGCACCUUCCGUUGGGAGAUCUCUGACGAACAGCUCCCAAUCAAUCCCGACGAUGAACCAAACAGUGCCCUAGGUCGAAAACCUAACGAAUCUCAUCGUCUUCCUUCCAUGGCCGAUCUCUUGCUUCAAGGUAUACCUUCAAAGCUAACGGAUAAUUGGAGUGUCAAUGUGGAGAGUCCUCCGAUGUUUAGAACGGGAAUUGGUAAACCGGUCAUGGUGAAGAAUUCUUCGGUAUCUAAAGCAUUAUCUAUUCUCGGUGACGAAGACGGUGCGAUUAGGGGCACAGGCCAAUUGGAUGGCAGAGAGAAUGGGUUUACUUUCUCGAAGUCCAUGUUCCAGAAUGGCAGUGGUGAUGUUGAGAGCCCUCAGAUGUUCCAAACUGCAUCAGGAAAAUCAGUUGUGGUGAAGCAGUCUUCGAUGUCAAAAGCAUUAUCCAUUCUGGAUGAAGGGGAUGAUGUGGUGACUAACACAGAUCAAUGGGACAGAAAACAGAGGGGCUCCGGUUUCUCAAGUUCCAUGUUCCAGAUAGGUGUUGGGAAAACUAUUAUUUCAAGUUCCAUGUUCCAGACAGGCUCAGGGAAAAGGGUUGACAUAUCUUCAGCAGGGCUCCUCAGAGCCAAGACAAUGUUGGGGCUGGAGAAAAAUAACAAACAUGAUGCUUUGCAAAGCUGUGAACAGACAAGGAAGCAGUCCAAUGCCUAUGAACCCUUUGCUUGGAAGAGUUCAUGUCAUAUGGAGAUGGUAGAAGGCAUGACUAAUACAGAGUUUAAGGAUGAUACAUUAGUUCCCAUCUCCCCGUUCAACAUGAAGUCUAAUUCAGGGGGAAGUAAAUCAGAGGAGGUCACUCCAGAUUUUUUGCACUCUGCUCCUAAACAAUCUUCCAUUAAGUUUCAUACUGCAGGUGGAAGAUCUAUAUCAGUUUCUAGUGAUGCAUUGCACCGUGCAAGGAGCCUUCUUGGAGACCCAGAUUUAGGAGGUAUUUUGAAUGAAGGGAAUGCAGAUGAUCUAGCCCCUUCAAUUUUUGGAGAUGGAAAAUUCAAUGAUAUUUCAGCAAACAAAGAAAAUGACCCAAAUACUCCUUUUUCUCAUCGAGGGACAGAAAAGAGCACAAAUGUUUCCAAGAAUUUUAUCUGCCCAAUACGAUCGACUUCAUACCCAAAGCAGUCAUCGGCCAGGUUAGAGAAUAUAGUUUCAGGGAGCAAUUUGAUAAAGAAAUUUGAUGCAGAGGCAUGUGACAGCAAUAGUGAGCCAUAUAAUGGAUUACCUUGUCAUGGAAAGCCUUUACACAAUGGUCCCCAAGCAUUACGAGGAGAUUCUUUGCUAAAUGUUAGUGGUUCAGCAACUAGUUCACCAGGAAGAUCAUCAGGUGGGCCGCUGGCUGAUAUCUCAAAUAGCAUUGGCAUGGAUUAUACAGAAAGCAGACAGAAUAUUGGUGAAAAGAGGAUGGUUGGAAGGAGGAGUUCCGUAUCUCCAUUCAAGAAGCCUCGCAGUUCUAGAUUUAUCACUCCUUUGAAUAGCAACAUUUCAUCAUUUUCUAAUGGUUUGUCAACCUUAGCACCUGAACAAUCCUCUUGCAGACGCAGGGUUUCCACUCGAUACCCGGUUCUUGCUUCACGAGAGUAUGUGAAGGAAUACUUUGGAGCGCCCCCUUCCCACCAAAACAUGUUAGAGCAUUUUCCGGACUGGUUAAGAAGAGUGAAUCCAAGGAAUGCAGAAAAGCACACGUUCCAUGAUGGAUCUGGAGCAGAAUGCAUUGGAGCUGAAGCUUUUCGCCACAUGAUGUCUCAGUCUGGAGCUUCCUUGCAACAUGUUUCUAAAGAGUGGAUUGCAAAUCACUAUAAGUGGAUUGUUUGGAAACUUGCCUGUUAUGAGAGAUGCUAUCCUUUUAAGUCCUUGGGGAAAUUUCUGACUGUAUCCAAUGUGCUUGAGGAAUUAAAGUAUAGAUAUGAGAGAGAAGCAAAUCACGGUCAUCGAUCUGCAAUUAGGAAAAUUCUAGAAGGAGAUGCACCACCUUCUUCAAUGUUGGUGUUAUGCAUAUCAUCUAUCCAUUCAAAUUGUGACCAGAAGAUUGAAACUCACUCUAUUUCAACAAGUGGGGCUGAAAAUACUAGAGCUGCAAAAAUAGAAUUAACUGAUGGUUGGUAUUCGUUGAGUGCUCUACUGGAUGUACUGCUGUCAAAUAAGCUGGCUGCUGGGAAACUCUUUGUGGGACAAAAACUUAGGAUCUGGGGAGCUGGAUUAUGUGGCUGGGUUGGGCCUGUUUUACCACUCGAGACAUCAGGAACAAUUAGUUUAUCUUUGCACAUUAAUGGCACAUAUAGAGCUCACUGGGCUGACCGUUUGGGAUUCUGUAAGGAUGGUGGCGCUCCACUAGCAUUUAGGUGCAUUAAGGGUAUAGGAGGAGCAGUUCCGAGCACUCUUGUUGGAAUCACUCGAAUAUACCCUCUUUUGUACAGGGAAAGGUUAAGUAAUGGGGGGUUUGUUGUGAGAUCAGAAAGGAUGGAAGCUAAAAUGAUACAAUUGUAUAACCACAGGUGCUCAGUUGUUGCAGAGGGCAUUAUGGCUGAGUUUCACAGGGAUAUCAAAGAUGUCCAUGGUAAUAAUGACCAUGAUAGUGAAGAAGGGGCAAAAAUCUUAAGGAUGCUUGAGACAGCUGCUGAACCAGAAGUUCUGAUGGCCGAGAUGAGUUCAGAGCAACUAAAUUCUUUUGCUACUUAUCAAGCAAAACUAGAGGCACUCAAACAGUCAGAUAUGCAGAAAUCAAUUGAGAAAGCUCUCAACGAGGCUGGCUUAAAUAGGAGGGAGGUAACCCCAUUUGUGAGGAUCCGAGUGGAUGGUUUAACUAGCAAAAGUCAUCCGCAAAAGUGCCCUCCACUUAAAGGCUUAAUAACUAUCUGGAAUCCAACAGAGAAACAGCGAUCAGAGUUUCUUGAAGGUCAGGCAUAUGCUAUUUCUGGACUUACACCACUAAGUUCCGACUCAGAUACCCUUUACUUGCAAGCAAGGGGAUCCACGACCAAAUGGCGUCCUUUAUCUCCCUUGGUGCUUGAACAUUUUGAGCCAUUCUUCAGUCCGCGAAAAGCAGUUUCAUUAUCAAAUUUGGGUGAUGUUCCUCUCUCCAGUGAAUUUGAUAUUGCUGCAUUUGUUGUAUACGUGGGAGAGAUGUAUACAGCUGCUUAUCAAAAGAAGCAAUGGGUUUUUGUGACAGAUGGCUCCAUAUCUGAGUUGCAAUCAAAAGAACCCUACAAUUCUUUGCUUGCCAUCAGUUUCUGCUCACCAUCAUGUGAUUCAUUUGCACCAAUCAACUUUAAUCUUGCAGGAUCAACGGUUUGCUUUUGUGAUCUCAUCAAAAGGGCGAAGGACCAAACGAAUAAUCUCUGGGUGGCAGAAGCAACAGAAAAUUCGACCUAUUUUAUAAGUUAUGAUCAUGAAAAGUGUAGUCAUUUAAAGGAUGCCUCUUCUUCUGCUCAAAGAUGGGCCAAGCUCUCUAGCUCAACCAUUGAGAUGCUUAGGGGGAAGGUUUUAUCUAUCAUUGAUAACUGAAAGGCUGAAUGUUCAAGAAUCUUAUUCUGACAGACUGACAAUGUGGUAACCUGGUGGGUAUCGUGAGCAUGCCAGACAGAAUUUGAUCUUCCUGUACAAAACCAGUUCCUGGUUGAUGGUUCGGCCUCGUUUUGCACUUGACUAAUGGUCAAGACCCUGUUUGCAAGGCACUUGGAUAUUUGACUGCCCAUGACAAAUUUUUCAGGCCAAGUUCUCAGAUCAUUUCCAGCAUAUUGACUGGAGCUGAUGUUCUCAUGGCGGAGUCCAGGCAUAAUGCGUUCUUCAUGACACUGUCGCAUGAACCUGAGGAGCCAAAAACUCAAGGAGCAAACUGUGUCUUGAGUUCAAGAUGGGCAUAGCAAGUUAGUUUGCAUUGCAUUGCUUUGUACUAUAUUUCAUUAUUUUGUGUACAGGCCUUUAAAAAAAAUUUUUUUUUUUGGCUGACGGAAGGGUGAGGGGCACCAAAUAUAAUCUUAAGACUGACAAGGCUUGGGUUCUUUCCCCCCUUCAAGUCAUCCCAACUGUUGUAGAAGUACGCAAAACAACCAUAAU
Ilex paraguariensis (yerba mate) is the source of this 4128-nucleotide messenger RNA. The record is from the annotation of a GenBank genome assembly. NCBI's taxonomy places the organism in Eukaryota, Viridiplantae, Streptophyta, Magnoliopsida, Aquifoliales, Aquifoliaceae.